Carassius gibelio (silver crucian carp) is the source of this 1055-nucleotide messenger RNA. Its product is annotated as ribosomal RNA small subunit methyltransferase NEP1-like. The transcript is spliced from 5 exons. Gene Ontology annotation, molecular function: rRNA binding; rRNA (pseudouridine) methyltransferase activity. Gene Ontology annotation, cellular component: small-subunit processome; nucleolus. Bases 61 to 777 code for a protein of 238 amino acids. The record is from RefSeq and is a predicted model, not a curated record. Gene Ontology annotation, biological process: rRNA base methylation. Lineage: Eukaryota; Metazoa; Chordata; Actinopteri; Cypriniformes; Cyprinidae.
GCGAUUCUGCGCAAACGCGUCGUUGUGACGCACAUUUAAUGCGUCGGAGUUGGUGUCAACAUGGCUGCACGCGCUGGAGACAAGCGUGGUCUGGAGCAUUUAGAUGAAUAUGAUCCAAAACCGGCAAAACAACAAAAAAGUUUGCAGGAGCAGAUGGCGGAAAAGCGUCUUGUUGUUGUUUUAGAAGGAGCGACGCUUGAAACCGUGAAGGUUGGAAAGACAUUUGAGUUGCUGAACUGUGAUCAACAUAAGAGUAUGAUCAUAAAGAGUGGAAGAGACCCAGGGAAGAUUCGCCCUGAUAUCACACAUCAGAGCCUGUUGAUGUUACUGGACAGUCCUCUGAACAGAGCUGGACUGCUUCAAGUCUACAUUCACACAGAGAAGAACGCUUUGAUCGAGAUCAACCCACAGACGAGAAUUCCUCGCACUUUUGCACGGUUUUGUGGACUAAUGGUCCAGCUGCUGCACAAGCUGAGUGUGAGAGCGGCUGAUGGUCCUCAGCGUUUGUUAAGGCUGAUUAAGAAUCCAGUGUCGGACCACCUGCCAGCUGGAUGCCCCCGAUACUCGACAUCCUUCAAAGCAGGAGAUGCUGUGUGUCCCAGAACAAUUGUCCCUGAAGAUGGACCCGCCGCUGUUGUCAUUGGAGCGUUUGCACAUGGCACAGUGAAUAUUGACUAUACAGAGAAGACGGUGUCCAUCAGUAACUAUCCUCUGUCUGCUGCUCUGACCUGUGCCAAAAUCUGUUCAGCAUUUGAGGAGGUCUGGGGAGUGUUAUGAUGAAAACCAAACCAUUAUGAACUUUCAUGUUUCUGUCUGAUUGAGGAACAGGCCUUUGGACUGUGUUCUGUGUGUGUGUGUGUGUAUAUGGGCCACUCCUUUGAGCAAAAAUUGUGUUAUAUGACAUCACAAAAGAGGAGAAAAUGUAUUUUGUAACCAUUUUAACUCCCACUGAAGCAAACAGUUAUACCCCUUUAAAAUGUGGGGUAUUAAACCUCAAUUUCAUAGUGUAUAUGUCUAUACAUACAGUAAUAAACUCAUAUUUGCAUUUAAAACUA